UGCACCCAAUGCGGGGAUGUGGCAAAUAUAACGGAAAACUAUUAUCAAUAACCAUCUUGUUCUUUUUCCACAGAAAGGGGGGGCAGACAAUAUUUUCAUCCAUAACACCAACAGAAGACUCUGUCAACCAUGUCGUCCGACGCGGAAAUGUCGGUGUUCGGGGAGGCUGCGCCCUUUCUCCGUAAAACCGAGAAGGAAAGGUUGGAAGCUCAAAACAAACCUUUCGAUGCAAAAAAUAGCUGCUUUGUUGAUGACGACAAAGUGCUGUAUGUGAAGGGUCUUAUAACAGAUCGAGAAGGUGGCAAAGUUACCGUGAAGACUGAUGAUGGAAGGACUUUAACUGUGAAAGAAAGCCAAGUCUACCCCCAAAACCCGCCGAAGUUCGAUAAAAUUGAAGACAUGGCCAUGCUGACCCAUCUCAAUGAGGCGUCCGUGCUGUAUAACCUCAAAGAACGUUACGCAGCCUGGAUGAUUUACACCUACUCUGGGCUCUUCUGUGUCACCGUGAACCCCUACAAGUGGCUGCCCGUGUACAACCCCGAAGUGGUAGCUGGUUACAGAGGAAAGAAGCGUCAGGAAGCCCCACCACACAUUUUCUCCAUCUCUGAUAACGCCUAUCAGUUCAUGCUGACAGAUCGUGAGAACCAGUCUAUUUUGAUCACUGGAGAAUCCGGUGCUGGAAAGACUGUGAACACCAAGCGUGUCAUCCAAUACUUUGCAACAAUUGCAGCUGCUGGAGACCCCGGAAAGAAGAAGGAAUCUGGCAACAAACUGCAGGGAACUCUGGAAGAUCAAAUCAUCCAGGCCAACCCUCUCUUAGAAGCCUUUGGUAACGCCAAGACAGUGAGAAAUGACAACUCGUCUCGCUUUGGUAAAUUCAUCAGAAUUCAUUUUGGAACAACAGGAAAACUGUCUUCUGCGGAUAUUGAAACUUACCUUCUGGAAAAAUCCAGAGUAACAUUCCAGCUGUCAGCUGAGAGGAGCUACCACAUCUUCUACCAAAUCAUAACAAAUAAGAAGCCCGAGCUUAUCGAAAUGCUUCUCCUCACCACCAAUCCAUACGACUUCUCCUUCAUCAGUCAGGGUGAGGUUGCUGUAAAGAGUAUCGAUGACCAAGAGGAGUUGAUGGCCACUGAUAAUGCCAUCGAUAUUCUGGGCUUUUCACAAGAAGAGAAGAUGGGAAUCUAUAAGAUGACCGGAGCUGUCAUGCACCACGGAAACAUGAGAUUUAAGCAAAAGCAAAGAGAGGAGCAGGCCGAGCCUGACGGCACUGAAGUUGCUGAUAAAAUUGGCUACUUGAUGGGUCUGAACUCUGCUGAUCUGCUGAAGGCUCUGUGCUACCCAAGAGUAAAGGUCGGAAAUGAAUAUGUUACCAAAGGACAGACAGUCCAACAGGUCUAUAAUGCCAUUGGUGCCCUGAGCAAGUCCGUUUAUGAGAAGCUGUUCUUGUGGAUGGUCACUCGUAUCAACCAACAGCUGGACACCAAACUCCCAAGGCAAUAUUUCAUUGGUGUGCUGGAUAUUGCUGGCUUUGAAAUCUUUGAUCUUAACAGCUUGGAACAGCUUUGCAUCAAUUUCACCAAUGAAAAGUUGCAGCAAUUCUUCAAUCACCACAUGUUCGUCCUGGAACAGGAGGAAUACAAAAAGGAGGGCAUUGAAUGGGAGUUUAUUGACUUUGGUAUGGAUCUGGCUGCCUGCAUCGAGCUAAUUGAAAAGCCAAUGGGUAUCUUCUCAAUCCUUGAAGAGGAGUGCAUGUUCCCCAAGGCUACUGAUGUCUCCUUCAAGAACAAGCUGUAUGACCAACAUCUGGGCAAGUGCAAGAACUUUGAGAAGCCCAAACCUGGUAAAGGCAAGGCCGAGGCUCAUUUCUCCCUGGUACACUAUGCCGGUACCGUGGAUUACAACAUCGCUGGCUGGCUCGACAAGAACAAGGACCCACUGAACGAGACUGUAGUCGGCCUCUACCAGAAGUCUUCUGUGAAACUCCUGUCCUUCCUCUACUGCAGCUACUCUGCCACAGAUGCUGAGACUGGCGGAAAGGGAGGCGGAAAGAAGAAGAAGGGGUCAUCCUUCCAGACUGUGUCUGCUCUGUUCAGAGAAAACUUGAACAAACUUAUGACCAACCUGAGAAGCACCCACCCUCACUUUGUGCGUUGUCUGAUUCCUAAUGAGACCAAAACUCCAGGAAUCAUGGAGAACCAUCUGAUUAUCCACCAGCUGCGGUGUAAUGGUGUGCUGGAAGGUAUUAGGAUCUGCAGAAAGGGUUUCCCAAGCAGGAUCCUCUAUGGUGACUUCAAACAACGGUACAAAGUGCUAAAUGCCAGCGCCAUUCCAGAUGGACAGUUUAUUGACAGCAAGAAGGCUUCAGAGAAACUGCUGUCUUCUAUCGAUGUUGAUCACACUCAGUAUAAAUUUGGUCAUACUAAGGUGUUCUUCAAAGCUGGUCUGUUGGGUGUCCUGGAAGAAAUGAGAGAUGAUAAGUUGGCACAACUAAUAACUCGUACACAGGCUCUGUGCAGAGGCUUCUUGAUGAGAGUCGAGUUCAAGAAGAUGGUAGAAAGAAGAGAUGCUUUGUUUGUUAUCCAGUACAACGUUCGGUCAUUCAUGAAUGUCAAACACUGGCCAUGGAUGAAGCUUUAUUUCAAGAUUAAACCCCUGCUGAAGAGCGCAGAGACAGAGAAGGAAAUGGCCAACAUGAAGGAAGAGUUUGAGAAGACAAAGGAAACCCUGGCCAAGACAGAAGCACGAAGGAAGGAAUUGGAAGAGAAAAUGAUCUCCCUCCUCAAGGAAAAGAAUGAUUUACAGCUGCAGGUUCAGACGGAAUCUGAAAAUCUGUCUGACGCGGAAGAGAGAUGCGAAGGUCUCAUCAAAAACAAAAUUAACCUUGAAGCUAAAAUCAAAGAGCUCACAGAAAGACUUGAAGAUGAGGAGGAAAGCAACGCUGAGCUAACAGCCAAGAAAAGGAAACUGGAGGACGAAUGCUCUGAGCUGAAGAAAGAUAUCGAUGAUCUGGAACUCACCUUAGCCAAAGUAGAAAAGGAGAAGCAUGCCACAGAAAACAAGGUUAAAAACCUGACUGAAGAAAUGGCAGGGCUCGAUGAGAACAUCUCAAAGCUUUCUAAGGAGAAGAAGGCCCUUCAAGAGGCUCAUCAACAAACUCUUGAUGAUCUUCAGGCUGAAGAAGACAAAGUCAACACCCUGACAAAAGCUAAAACUAAGCUGGAGCAGCAGGUGGAUGAUCUGGAAGGGUCGCUGGAACAAGAAAAGAAACUUCGCCUUGACCUUGAGAGAGCAAAAAGGAAACUGGAAGGUGACCUGAAACUCUCCCAGGAAACAAUCAUGGACCUGGAAAACGACAAACAGCAAACCGAGGAAAAACUCAAAAAGAAAGACUUUGAAUUCAGCCAGCUGCAAAGCAAAAUCGAAGAUGAACAAUCCCUGGGAUCUCAACUGCAGAAAAAGAUCAAGGAGCUGCAGGCCCGCAUUGAAGAGCUGGAAGAGGAGAUAGAAGCGGAUCGGGCUGCACGUGCAAGGGUUGAGAAGCAAAGAGCCGACCUCUCCAGGGAGUUGGAGGAGAUCAGUGAAAGGCUGGAAGAAGCUGGAGGAGCCACUUCCGCUCAGAUUGAGCUGAACAAAAAGCGUGAAGCAGAGUUCCAGAAACUGAGGAGAGACCUGGAAGAAUCCACUCUUCAGCACGAAGCCACCUCUGCCGCUCUCCGCAAGAAGCAUGCCGACAGCGUCGCUGAGCUCGGGGAACAGAUUGACAAUCUUCAGAGAGUUAAACAGAAACUGGAGAAAGAGAAAAGCGAGCUGAAGAUGGAAAUUGAUGACCUAGCCAGCAACUUGGAGAGUGUUUCCAAAUCAAAGGCUAAUCUUGAAAAAGUGAGCCGUGUGCUGGAGGAUCAACUUAGUGAAAUAAAGGCAAAAGAAGAUGAACAUCAACGGCUUAUCAAUGACCUCACAGCUCAAAGAGCCCGACUGCAGACCGAGAACGGAGAGAUAUCCCGUCAGAUGGAAGAAAAAGAAUCUCUGAUCUCUCAGCUGACCAGAGGAAAGCAGGGUUUCACUCAACAGACCGAAGAACUAAAGAGGCAGCUGGAAGAGGAGACAAAGGCCAAGAACGCACUGGCUCACGCCCUGCAGUCUUCCCGCCAUGACUGUGACCUGCUCCGUGAGCAAUACGAGGAGGAACAAGAAGCAAAGGCUGAGCUUCAACGUGCUUUGUCCAAGGCAAACGGCGAAGUUGCCCAAUGGAGAACCAAAUAUGAAACAGAUGCCAUUCAGCGCACUGAGGAGCUGGAAGAGGCCAAGAAGAAGCUGGCGCAGCGUCUACAGGAAGCUGAGGAGCAGGUGGAGGCUGUGAACUCCAAAUGCGGCUCUUUGGAAAAGACCAAGCAGAGGCUACAAGCUGAAGUGGAGGAUCUCAUGGUGGACGUUGAAAGAGCAAACAGCGCAGCAGCCGCCCUUGAUAAGAAACAGAGGAACUUCGAUAAGGUCCUUGUAGAAUGGAAACAGAAAUAUGAAGAAAGCCAGUCUGAGCUGGAGGCAUCUCUGAAGGAUUCCCGCUCUCUCAGCACAGAGAUCUUCAAGAUGAAGAAUGCUUAUGAGGAGGCUUUAGAGCAAUUGGAAACCAUGAAACGGGAAAACAAGAACUUGCAACAGGAGAUCUCAGACCUCACCGAACAAAUUGGUGAAUCUGCAAAGGCGGUCAACGAACUGGAGAAAUCCAAGAAGGUGGUUGAACAGGAAAAGGGUGACCUGCAAGCUGCUUUGGAAGAGGCUGAGGGAUCACUGGAACACGAAGAAGCCAAGAUCCUGCGCAUUCAGCUUGAGCUCAACCAGGUGAAAUCUGAGGUGGACAGGAAAAUUGCUGAGAAGGAUGAAGAAAUUGAACAGUUGAAGAGGAACAGCCAGAGAAUCAUUGAUACCAUGCAGAGCACAUUGGACUCUGAAAUCAGAAGCAGAAAUGAUGCUCUGAGACUGAAGAAGAAGAUGGAAGGAGACCUGAAUGAACUGGAAAUCCAGCUGAGCCACGCCAACCGCCAGGCUGUGGAGGCACAGAAACAGCUCAGAAACGUCCAGGCUCAGCUUAAGGAUACUCAGCUUCAUCUGGAUGAUUCGCUUAGAGCCCAGGAAGAUCUCAAAGAGCAGCUGGCUGUGGUGGAACGAAGAAAUAACCUGCAACAGGCUGAAAUUGAAGAGCUCAGAUCUGUCCUGGAACAGACAGAAAGAUCCCGAAAAGUUGCAGAGCAAGAGCUUCUGGAUGCAAGUGAGCGUGUUCAGCUUCUGCACUCACAGAACACAAGUCUCAUUAACACUAAGAAGAAGCUAGAAAGUGAUGCUGCCCAGCUCCAGAAUGAAGUUGAGGAGGCAGUUCAGGAAUCCAGAAAUGCAGAAGAAAAAGCCAAGAAGGCCAUCACUGAUGCUGCUUUAAUGGCAGAGGAACUAAAGAAGGAGCAGGACACUAGCGCCCACUUAGAGAGGAUGAAGAAAAACCUUGAACAGACUGUGAAGGACCUUCAGCAUCGUCUGGAUGAAGCUGAACAACUGGCUUUGAAAGGUGGAAAGAAACAGCUUCAGAAACUGGAAGCCAGGGUUCGCGAAUUAGAAAACGAGCUGGAUAAUGAACAGAAGCGCAGCGCAGAGGCAGUGAAGGGAGUUCGUAAAUACGAGAGGAGAGUGAAGGAACUGUCUUACCAGACCGAGGAAGACAAGAAGAAUGUCCUGAGGCUGCAAGAUCUGGUGGACAAACUUCAGUUGAAAGUUAAAGCAUACAAGAGACAGGCCGAGGAAUCGGAGGAACAGGCAAAUGUCCACCUCACUCGCUUCAGAAAGGUCCAACAUGAGCUGGAGGAGGCCGAGGAGAGAGCCGACAUUGCAGAGUCUCAAGUGAACAAACUCAGAGCAAAGAGCCGUGAUAUCGGUGGCAAGAAAGUUGACAGCGAAGAAUGAAGAACUGUUUUUUUCCAAACAGAAGAAUGUGAAAUUUGCAUAAUGUGAACUUCUUUCUUCUGUAAAUUACCAUCCCCUCAAUUCAAACCUCCCUGUCUAUAAAUAAAUGUUUCUAGCUUUUA
Molecule: messenger RNA, 6074 nt
Organism: Spea bombifrons (plains spadefoot toad)
Lineage: Eukaryota; Metazoa; Chordata; Amphibia; Anura; Pelobatidae
Product: myosin-4-like
Exons: 40
Coding region: 130-5952 (1940 amino acids)
Cellular component (GO): myosin complex
Molecular function (GO): ATP binding; cytoskeletal motor activity; actin filament binding
Source: RefSeq, a predicted model, not a curated record